GUCCAUGUAUUGUGUAAAGAGGAACAUUCCCAAACAACAAAGGUCACAAGAGAUAAUCUCCAGAUUGAUGGGCAAAGCCAAAGAUGUGGUCAAGAUAACACUUCGUAACAGCCCUUCACUUGACCACAUUCAGACUCCUGAACUGGUUUUUGACAUUUUAAAGCAACACUUUGGUGAGUUGACAUACUCCUCCAUGCCAAUGGCUGACUUUUACAAUACCAGACCACUGCAGCACGAAGGGGUUAUGGAGUAUUGGAUCAGACUUAACAAUGCCAUCGACAUGGCUGAUGAGUGUCUACAGCGCCAGGGACGCAGUGUUGAAGACCCAGGCCGAGAAGUCAAGUUGAUGUUUAUUAAAUAUUGUCCUGACCCUAUCCUGUCUAACAGAUUCAGCUUCAAAGCAGCUGAGGAGUGGUCAACCAGUGAAGUCCAGGAGCGGAUUGACAGCUUCCUACGAGAGCUCAGGACACGUUCAGACAUUGGAUAUCGAGCCCAACCUAAACAUGCAGUCAACUACACCCAGGCCGCCUUUAUGUCAGGAUGUGAAGUUUCCCAAUCAGCACAGAUAAGUCUCACUGCACCGCCACCCAUUAACCCACAGUGCGUAUCAUUAGCCACACCUACCAACGUUCAUACUUCUGCACCAGUUCCAUCCCAAGUUUCUCAGCUUUCAAUGUCUGCCCACCAAAACAAGCCAGCUCCAACAAUCACAAUGAUCCCUCACCCACCCCAGACACCAACAGCCACCUGCUCAGUGCCAAUACCUGCGACACAGUUCAUGCAGUUCCCCACAUGUCAGCCAGUGUCGCAGCUUAAGCAAGAAGAGGCACAGGUUCCGCCAGCUAACACAGCCAUGGAUGGGAACAGUAUGCAGGCUCUGAUCAGUUUAUUAAAUCGUAUCAUGACCAAUCAGGGGGUGACAACCACUUCACAAGGGUCAUCACAGCAGGCGGUCCCAGGCUCUUUCCAAAAACGAAGCUGCAGAGUUUGUGGGGACACUAGCCAUACGACACUCUCUC
This is a messenger RNA of Austrofundulus limnaeus, 1019 nucleotides long. RefSeq lists its product as uncharacterized. NCBI's taxonomy places the organism in Eukaryota, Metazoa, Chordata, Actinopteri, Cyprinodontiformes, Rivulidae. The record is from RefSeq and is a predicted model, not a curated record.